AUAAAAGGCACGCGACUUCCAGCCACUGACAACAUUCUAAGACAACUCAGCAGCAGCUCAACAUGGCCCACAAGUUCAUCUGCUCCCUGCUCCUGAUCGCAGCGAUGGCUGCCGUUUCUGUGGCAGAGCCUACCAGGUUCCGGGUACGAUCUUCCCGUCUGCAGUUUGCCCGUCAGGAGCAGGCUCCAGAGGAUCAGGCAGUUGCGGCAGACCCCGCCGUGGAUAUUGCACCCACCCCGGCCUCGGCUCCUUAUCCGCCAGCAGGAGUGACACCGGAGGUGCCCUUCGACCUGCCCACGGAGACCGAAGCGCAACCUGAUCUAACCUACGGACCACCAGCUGAGCCCGACAACACCUACGGCCCUCCGGAUAACACUUACGGACCACCUGCCGAGCCGGAAAACACCUAUGGACCGCCGGCUGAUGGCCCAGUGGACCAGGCCCCUGCUGCCGAUCCCGUGCCCGCCGGCUUGAUCCAGCCUCGUAACGAACGCCUCCGCAGUCGUCGUCCGACCCCGGAGAAGCUUCGAUCCGCUCAGAUUAUCCGCUCUGGAUCAGUGCUGGUGUACACUAUCUGAAAUGGGUCAACCCUAAUUUGGUAGAAAUCAAAUGGAAUCGACACAUUAGGAUAUGCAUUUAUUACUUUGUUGCUAAAUAAAUUGUUGUUGAAUAUUUUAAUUUAAAUAAUGGAAAAUUUGCUUAAAUAUUCGAGUUAAUCCACCCUUUUGUCAUAAAUUGAAAAUUUCAAAAGAUGUCAGAAAAACUAAAGUAAUUUGUUGAUGGAGCUAAUAGAUAUAAGAACUCAUUUGCUUUCCUAUUAAGAUCUUAUUUUCUUAACAAGGAUCAGGCAUGGCGGAAACCUUUUUAUUUAAAGACACAAGAGAUUCGGGAGUCUCAACUACCAGAUACCCUUUGCUCUAUGAUCUAUUAAAAAUAUUGUCCAAACACUAACCUAUAGUUUCGGCUUCCAAAAGCUUUGAAUAUUAUAAUUUUAUAAUAUUUUCGCAUUACCAUAUGUUUUUAAAUGUUUGAAUAAUUAAAAAUGUAAAACUUAGUUUGAUAUAUGUGAACAGAAGGUAAAUGCUAAGGUAACAAUAAACAAGAAACAAUGCUAUAGUCGACUUCCCUGGAUAUCAGAUACCAGUUACUCAGCUAGUGGAAAUUCGUACUCGAAAUUGCAUACUUUCCCUGGAAUAUCGAUAUAUAUUGAUAAAUAAAGUAAAAAAAAUAUAA
This is a messenger RNA of Drosophila simulans, 1233 nucleotides long. Its product is annotated as proline-rich extensin-like protein EPR1. The transcript has a single exon. NCBI's taxonomy places the organism in Eukaryota, Metazoa, Arthropoda, Insecta, Diptera, Drosophilidae. Bases 63 to 578 code for a protein of 171 amino acids. The record is from RefSeq and is a predicted model, not a curated record.